Opisthorchis viverrini is the source of this 1488-nucleotide messenger RNA. RefSeq lists its product as hypothetical. Lineage: Eukaryota; Metazoa; Platyhelminthes; Trematoda; Opisthorchiida; Opisthorchiidae. The transcript is spliced from 3 exons. The annotation marks the transcript as partial. Gene Ontology annotation, biological process: regulation of transcription by RNA polymerase II. The record is from RefSeq and is a predicted model, not a curated record. Gene Ontology annotation, molecular function: DNA binding. Gene Ontology annotation, cellular component: nucleus.
CAUAAAAAACUGGAAUACUCUAGUGCUCCCGCAAUCGAGGCCACUCAGCUACAACCACUCUCCAUUAAGCACACGGAGCAUUCUUUGAAAACGAAGCCUUAUGUUUCCCAUUCGAUCAAUGAAAUGUUGAAUGGCAAGUCGCAGGCAGACAGGAGGAUCCAGUCAGUCGAAUGUAUGCCAUUGUGUGAUACAAUCCACAUCCCAAAGCGAUCAGUGGAUCACUGGUCUUCGGAAGCUACGCCGUCAGUUGGGACAAGAGCAUUGAAAGCUGUUCAUGAGGAGAAAACAUCAUACUCCGGAAGAUGUGAGCACAACCCGGGAACCAAAUCCGACGGAGAAAAGCAGUUUCAAUGCAGAACGUGGAGUGCUCCACUUUCGACCUUGUGCCAGUCGAAUAACAGACAACUGGAAAUGUUAAGCAGAGAGGCGUACACCAACGCCUGCACAAGCGAAGCUGAAGAUCAGCCACUGGAUCUCUCGUUGAAACGUUCUUUCACUCAACUAGACAGAGGGAUGCUCCGAUCUCUUGGCAUGUGUAUAUUUCGCAAAUUUCCCCUCAGAUCUCUGGCUCAAAUCAUCAACUAUCCGGUGAUCAGGAAUGGCAUUUGCCCCACAGACCCGUUUGCUUUGGAGCAAACGAAGGCGACCGUCAGUCGGGAUAGGCCUUAUUCCACUCCAUUUGACUUCAUCUUCCGACAAAAAUAUCACCAAACACUCCACACACUACUUACCGCAUCCGAAGCAGCAACAAACUAUCCUACUCUUCCUGAUUUACCAGUCAGAACGAGUAUCAGUGAUUCAUCUAGGUCGUUUGUGCAGUUUUUCAGAGAACAGUGGCUGAAGAAAAAUGUGGCAUCGUUGGUGCAUCAGAAAAUGGGACGACGACCCGGUAUGUAUCGGGAUAGACCACCUCCAGACUCAGAACCGACAACCAGCAAAAUCAACUCAACUGCCGACGCUGCAACUAUCACGAGCGCCACUCGGUUCACUAAGAUUAAAUGCAAGUAUGGUAUGUCAAUCACGAGAGACCAUCCACCAGGUAAACCACUCAGAAGACCAUAUACAGAGGCAGAGCUAUCGGCGGCGGUUCGUGCGAUUUGCUUCGGUCGACUGGGGACGCGUCGCGCAGCUAGUGUCUACGGUAUUCCACGAUCCACACUGCGAAACAAAAUUUGCAAAUUGAACGAACUCAAAAGGCGUGAAGAGGAACGUCAGGGGGGACAAACUAUUCUAAUGCCUGAUUUCCUGCAAGGCCUUCUGCAACAAAUGAGAGAGAAAUCCGCUGCCGGGAGAACGGCUACUUCUUCAAUGGUAGCACGCGGAGCUUUUACAAUAGACGAGCGGCAGGAUUCUGUGGAUUACCCAUUCAGCACUGAUGACUUUGUUCAACUGAAUAGGCGUGGGCCAGAAGUACAGAAGCCUACUCUACGAAUUUCCGUAACUCCUAAUCGUGCUGCCUCUAUAUUUCAGGUAAGCGAUUUACGGCGA